Molecule: messenger RNA, 10062 nt
Organism: Mus pahari (shrew mouse)
Lineage: Eukaryota; Metazoa; Chordata; Mammalia; Rodentia; Muridae
Gene: Dgki
Product: diacylglycerol kinase iota
Exons: 34
Coding region: 1-3216 (1071 amino acids)
Biological process (GO): diacylglycerol metabolic process; regulation of synaptic transmission, glutamatergic; lipid phosphorylation
Cellular component (GO): nucleus
Molecular function (GO): protein binding; ATP-dependent diacylglycerol kinase activity
Source: RefSeq, a predicted model, not a curated record
AUGGAUGCUGCGGGAAGGGGCUGCCAUUUGCUGCCCCUGCCAGCGGCGCGCGGACCUGCCCGCGCUCCCGCCGCCUCCAGCGCCCUCAGCUCGACCGGCCUCUGCAGCGGCACCGCCUCGGCUUCUUUCGCGGCCGCCGGAGCGGUCGCCAUGAACCCCAGCUCCUCGGCGGGAGAGGAGAGAGGGGCGACGGGUGGCAGCAGCAGCAGCGGAAGCGGCGCCGGGAGCUGCUGCCUGGGCGCCGAGGGCGGCGCGGACCCGCGGGGUGCAGGGGCAGCGGCUGCUGCUGCCUUGGAGGAGCCCGCGGCCGCCGGACAGAAAGAGAAGGAAGAGGCGCUGGAGGAGAAGCUGAGGGACUUAACUUUCCGGAAGCAGGUCUCUUACAGGAAAGCCAUCUCCCGGACAGGCCUCCAGCAUCUGGCACCUGCACAUCCUCUUGGUCUUCCUGUGGCUAACGGUCCAGCGAAGGAGCCCAGAGCAACUCUGGACUGGAGCGAGAAUGCUGUGAAUGGGGAGCACCUGUGGCUGGAGACCAACGUUUCAGGGGACCUCUGCUACCUGGGGGAGGAGAACUGCCAAGUCCGAUUUGCAAAAUCCGCUCUCAGGAGGAAGUGUGCUGUCUGCAAAAUCGUGGUCCACACAGCCUGCAUUGAGCAACUAGAGAAGAUUAAUUUCAGAUGUAAACCAACAUUUCGGGAAGGAAGCUCCAGAUCACCAAGAGAAAACUUUGUGCGUCACCACUGGGUCCACAGGAGGCGGCAGGAGGGAAAAUGUAAGCAGUGUGGUAAGGGCUUCCAGCAAAAGUUCUCCUUCCACAGUAAAGAGAUUGUGGCCAUCAGCUGUUCUUGGUGCAAGCAGGCGUUUCACAAUAAAGUGACCUGCUUCAUGCUGCAUCAUAUUGAGGAACCCUGCUCCCUGGGGGCUCACGCUGCUGUUAUUGUCCCACCCACCUGGAUCAUUAAGGUGAAGAAACCUCAGAACUCCCUGAAGGCUUCCAAUCGGAAGAAGAAGAGGACAAGUUUUAAAAGGAAAGCCAGUAAAAGAGGAACUGAGCAGGAAACCAAAGGCCGUCCUUUUGUGAUCAAGCCCAUCUCCUCUCCUCUCAUGAAGCCUUUGCUUGUCUUUGUGAACCCAAAGAGUGGGGGAAACCAGGGAACCAAAGUCCUACAGAUGUUUAUGUGGUACCUGAAUCCACGGCAAGUCUUUGAUCUUUCUCAGGAAGGGCCAAAAGAUGCGCUGGAGCUGUACAGGAAGGUACCAAAUCUGCGCAUUCUGGCCUGCGGUGGGGAUGGAACGGUGGGCUGGAUCCUCUCCAUCCUGGACGAGCUGCAGCUGAGCCCACAGCCUCCCGUGGGGGUGCUUCCACUGGGGACCGGGAAUGACCUGGCGCGGACGCUCAACUGGGGAGGGGGUUACACCGAUGAGCCUGUUUCUAAGAUCCUGUGCCAGGUGGAAGAUGGGACCAUUGUCCAGUUGGAUCGUUGGAACCUCCACGUAGAGAGAAACCCAGACUUGCCGCCCGAAGAACUUGAAGAUGGCGUGUGUAAGCUUCCUCUGAAUGUCUUCAACAAUUACUUCAGCCUUGGAUUUGAUGCUCACGUCACAUUGGAGUUCCAUGAAUCCCGAGAAGCAAAUCCAGAGAAAUUCAAUAGUCGUUUUCGAAAUAAAAUGUUCUAUGCAGGGGCAGCCUUUUCUGAUUUCCUACAAAGAAGUUCUAGAGAUCUAUCCAAACACGUCAAAGUUGUCUGUGAUGGGACAGAUCUCACCCCAAAGAUCCAGGACCUGAAGUUCCAGUGUAUAGUAUUUUUAAAUAUUCCCAGAUAUUGUGCUGGCACAAUGCCUUGGGGAAACCCUGGAGAUCAUCAUGACUUUGAACCCCAACGUCAUGAUGACGGCUACAUUGAAGUCAUUGGAUUCACUAUGGCCUCUUUGGCUGCCCUGCAAGUUGGGGGCCAUGGAGAAAGGCUGCACCAGUGUCGGGAAGUGAUGCUUCUGACUUACAAGUCCAUUCCCAUGCAAGUGGAUGGGGAGCCAUGUCGGUUGGCACCUGCUAUGAUUCGAAUCUCCUUGAGGAAUCAGGCCAACAUGGUACAGAAGAGCAAGCGGAGAACCUCGAUGCCUUUGCUCAAUGACAUCCAUCAGGUGCAAGCUGCGGACCUGCGGCGAGUGUCUGCUCCCCCCGGCUCCUUCACCAUUCCCCAGUCUGUCCCAGAUCGCCUGAGGAUCCGUGUGAACAAAAUCAGUUUACAAGACUAUGAAGGACUCCAUUAUGACAAAGACAAACUCCGGGAAGCUUCCAUCCCUCUGGGUAUUCUAGUUGUUCGUGGAGACUGUGAUUUGGAGACUUGCCGUAUGUACAUAGACCGUCUACAGGAGGACUUGCAGUCAGUUUCUUCUGGGUCACAGAGAGUUCAUUACCAGGACCAAGAAACCUCCCUCCCCAGGGCACUCUCAGCUCAGAGGCUGUCCCCACGGUGGUGCUUCCUAGAUGCAACAUCUGCUGACCGCUUUUAUCGAAUAGACAGAUCUCAGGAACAUUUGCACUUUGUGAUGGAGAUUUCUCACGAUGAGAUUUUUAUUCUGGACCCAGAUAUGGCGGUAUCACAGCAGGCAGGGACCCCUCCAGGAAUGCCUGACCUGGUGGUUGAACAGGCUUCUGGGCUGUCUGACUGGUGGAAUCCUGCCCUGAGGAAACGUAUGCUGAGUGACAGUGGGAUGAUCACACCCCACUAUGAGGACUCAGAUCUGAAAGACUUCAGCCACUCCAGAGUGCUACAGUCCCCAGUCUCUUCAGAAGAUCAUGCAAUUUUGCAGGCAGUCCUCACUGGUGACCUUAUGAAGCUUAUGGAGAGCUAUAAGAAUGGAGGGAGCUUACUAAUUCAGGGACCAGGGCACUGUUCGCUCCUUCAUUAUGCAGCAAAGACCGGCAAUGGGGAGAUUGUGAAGUACAUCCUUGACCACGGACCUGCAGAAUUACUGGACAUGGCAGACAGUGAGACGGGCGAGACUGCACUGCACAAGGCCGCCUGCCAAAGGAACCGGGCUGUAUGCCAGCUUCUGGUGGACGCAGGAGCAUCUCUGAGACAGACAGACUCCAAGGGGAAGACACCCCAAGAGCGAGCACAGCAGGCUGGGGACCCAGAUUUGGCUGCUUACCUAGAAAGCCGACAGAACUAUAAGAUCAUUGGCCAUGAAGACCUGGAAACUGCUGUUUGACUCUUGUAGACAGGCAAGAAGAACUUGAGCAAGCGUAUCACCUACGCCCUCCCAGCCACUGGGCAGCUCCCCUGGAAGAAGCUAAUGGAAUCCAUAUUCGCCUCUCUCCUGCAAGGAUCUAGCUGAGAAUAUGCUACCAGGUUUCAAGGGCUACAGGGAUGUACAACAGGACGCGAUAGCCCAUUGAGAAGGAGGCAGGCUACCAGAGAUUUGUGGCGUACACGGUCCACAAAAUUUGAUCCUAUUGCUUCUAGCAAGUAGCAUGAACUUCUGUGUUCACCCAUCUAAUUUAUUUUAAAGAUUCUGAGGAUUUUCACAUAAAGGGCACUGCUCCCUCCUCCCUUUAGACAUUCACCCUUCCCCUGUACCUCACAAUUCUACUGUAAUCACCCAUCGAUUUAGAAACAAUGCUUUCGUCUCUUUAUUUUCUGUCUUCCAACCACAACAUUGUCUGAAAGGUCUUUGAAACCCUCCCGGAUGUCUUACAGAAAUAUAUCUAUAAAACCACUUCCAUUUGUAGACUAAAUAUACCAAGACUAACUAGUGGCUUUGCAUGCCCCACCCACCCACUCCCUCCCCACCUGGUUUCAUCACAUAGGAGCUGGGAAGUGCCACAGGGCUAAUGUCAACUUGUGUGCUCUUGUCUCUGGGGUAUGGUGAGGUGAUAUGGGAGCUGUCUGUGCUUGAGGGACUUCACAGAUGUUACCUAGAGGUAACCCAGGCAGCUGGGCUGUUGGUGAUAGGAAGGGCUGGUUCAGCUUGGGCUGUUUGUGCAGCUCUGCACUGCCUAUGUGCAGCCAUCUUGGCCUUCUGCUACAGUAGAGAUGAGCCAGGGAGUCAAUGAAACCCCAUAACUGCUUUACAGAGCUGUGUGAUUCUAAGUGCUGUUUCAAUGACAGGACUGAACCUGUCUUGGACAAUGGUUAUAGGAAACGGAGCACGCCAAAUGUUCAAUCCCAAUCUUUGUAAAAUGACAACAGAAAGCAGUCUAAUUGACUGGAAAAAAUUAGCAAAAAUCAAAGUAGCAAUGUAUGCUACAAGAACAGCCUUUGGCAUUUGGGGCUGAGGCUAAUAACUACAGCCUCAUGGAUGCAGUGGUGAAAGGCGGUUGGUGUGUGUUUUUCUAAGAGUUCAGUUUUCAUAACAUCAGGGAAGGCUUGACCCAAGGACAAAGCCUCAUUUUACCAGUUCCAUAGUCAGACUCUCAGGAUGCCUGGCUCUUCCUGGUCUGUGCUUGUCCUAUGACCUUUUAGGUUCUGAGAUCAUGACUGAUGACCCCAUUUUCUGUGUAUUAGGGGAGUCUAUUUUGAUCCUUUUCCUACUUUAUUUUCUCCUGGCACAAAUUUCUUAAUAUAAGCCACUGUGGCAGAAAUGGUUUCUAAAAUUGUCACUUCUGUUCAUGCUGUGGAUCAGGUGGGACCUGGUAAUAAGGAAGAGAAAAUAUCCAACUUUCUGUCCAAAAUCUCCUCCGCUUAGAGGGUAGGUCACAAAUACAAGUGGGGUAGGUAAUCUUUUCUGUCUUCUUUCUUCCAUCUUUCUCUUCAAUACAGCAAAAUGCUUCCUCGGCAUUUCUGCAUGUGACCUUUAACCUCACGGUCCAAUGGGGACAAUUUACUUAUCAGAAUCACAUAUCAUCAUUUUGAAAGAACCGAUACGAUGUGCCACAUUAAGUGUAAGGAGGCUUUGAGUGGGCAGGGAUUUCAUUACUAGAGACUCCCGAUAGUAAUUUCAAGAUCAAACUUGGCAUCAUAUCUAGCUGUGGGGAAAUGGGUUGGCUAAGAAUAAUAUGUUUCUAGGCAUCCAUCUCAGAACUGGAACUCUCUCUGGAUUAGAUCAUUUCCAGGAGUUGAAGUCACUGGGUUUGUGUUAGGAGUUUUUCAGUUGUUAGGGCUGUCAAGGAAAUAUUGUGAUGACAAACAUAAUCCUUAGAAUGGACUGGAACCUGGCUUUGAGUAGAGCCUUCCCCCGCCGCUAGAUUGAGCCAAGCAUUUGGCCAAGCAGUUGGUUAUCCAGCUGGCCACUGCUGAGAUGCAGGACUAUAUUUUCAUCAACCACCAUCUCAGAUUUCUCUGAGAAGGUUUCAAAACAGCCCAGAGAAAAUUUAGGAUAGAGGUGGUUAUGGGCCAAUUCCAAUAACGCUAACUAAGAUAACUAAGUCCCUAAAAUGAAGGUAGAUGCAGUACUGACUACUGUAAGGGUGCCAGGGCUGUAGAAAUUUAUUCUCAAACCCCUAAAAAUAAUUUAGAUCAUACAUUACUGCUGAGGAGCAAUAUACUAUACAUGAUCCAUCUCUGGAAAAUAUAGCACCUCUAAAACUUGGGAUGCCAAGAAAAUGCGAGCAAAGAAGCCACAGAUUUCAUGAUUUUAACAACUUUAAGUCUACCUCCUGUAGGAUGUUUUGUUUUGUUUUGUUUUGUUUUGUUUUGUUUUGUUUUGUUUUGUUGUUUGUUAUGUGUGAUAGUUCUGAGCAUUAGAAAGAGCUAAAGCCAUGUGGUCUAAGAGUGUCUGACUCUGCUUAGGCAUAUAGUGUCACAUGUAGUGAGCCAAAAGGAGGUAUGGAAGAAAAUACCUUUAUCAGAAAAUACUUUAUCAGAAGCAAAAAUAUGUACUUGUAAAAAGUCAUCUUUACACACCCUGCUGGGGAUGUUCUGCAAGGAGCAGGCAGCCUAGCUGAUUCUCUGGUGUCUGGUCUUUUGUGUCUUCCCUGGAAUUCUUCUUUAAAUUACGCUGGUGAGAUCAUGAAAAAUGACGUGUUAUUAAAAGAGAGCAUUGUAUAGCAGUAAAGGUAAUAAUUUUUUGUGACCUUGUAUUACAUAGACCAUGAAACAUUAGCUCAAUCCUUGACACUAUCACAUUUGCCAACACAAGAGAGACAGGAGAGAAUUAGUUACCCUAGAAGGAUAAACAGCAUGACUUGGAAUCUUGCCUUGAGAUUUCUGGCUACCACCAUCGAGGUGAUGAUUGAAACCCAGUGGGAGUUCUGAAGCAGAAUUCAGCUGCAGCGAAAUUAGUAAGAAAUAGUAGAGGGCUCCUGUGCCCUGCUUCUUCCUGUUUUCCCUGAAGCUGCCCAGGCACAUUGGUCUGGGUUCUGAGAUGCUCAACAGGUCAGUCCUUUCCCACUGGGACCGCGUAGCGACUCCUUUGCAUAAUGGACCCCUGAAAUGUACUUGCUAGGAUCUCUAGGAUAUUCAUCCCUAAGAAAAUAAGGUAUAGCAAUUUCAUCUUACCGUGUCAAUUAUAUGAAUACACAGUUUAGUUAUGAAAGUAGCACAUGCAUUUCAUAAAAGUUCUAACUCCAUGGGAAGCGUCCCAUGAGCGUGAAGGAGUUCUCUGUGCUGGUAUCCAUCUCAGUACCCAUCAAGAAACACUGUCAAUGUGGACAAACAUGCUUGCUUGUAUGUUAUGUCAGAAAUUUCUCAUUCAUAUACACACAUAUCUGUACAUGCCACAUAUAUCCACCAUACAUAAAUAGAAAUGUAUUUAUUUGUAUACAUAUAUGGGCAUAUGUACCAUACACACAUAUUGCAUAUGUUUAGAAAAGACAUCUUAAAAGCAUGCAAAUCAUCUUUACGUGUAUAGUUAACACUCAUAAGCAAUGAUUGGUAAAGAAACAGGAUUUUCUUUUAAUUAUUAUUUCCUCUAUUCCUGAGCUUACAUCUAUCCCUGCAUCGCUACAGUCACACAUGGCAUUGGCUAUUGUCAGUCAUAAGGUCCAUAAUCAGUGAGUCUUCUGAUUAUUUAUAUGUUGCCUUCCAUAAUACAGGAAACCACCCUGAAUCCUGUGGCUUGUCCAUUCUAUUUUUAGAUCUCAAGGCGGCAGAGGAGAAAUAUUUCUUCCCUGAUCUCCAUACUGCUUUACAGCUGAGGUUAUAAGCCUAGCACCCAGUCAGAUUUCUAAGGCUCUUUAACUAGGGCAAGCUGUUGUUGAGGAGCAAGGGUACUUGGGUUUGGUCUGGGGUUGGAGCAGCUUGUCUUCCAGUAGGAGAAGCUAAUUAAAUCAUUGAGCACAGCACGCUGUUUUAUUCAGUUAUGCUCUUUAAAAGUAAAAAUAGAUCUUCGUUAAAAAUGGCUCCCCAUAACCACCAAGACUGCUAAUUGUUCUCUCCAACUAAAUUAUGCUCAUGUUAGGGAAAGAAAGACCAUGUAUUAAAUUAGCUAUCUGAACACACUGUAAUAUGUAUUUAGUAUAAACUCCCUCUGCCCACGUCUCAGAAAAUGCUGCCUUUGCAACUCUCGGUUCUUCUCAGGACUGAGCUCCACAGUGAACUGAUGAAAUGUCUUCUUCCAGUAUUAUCAUCACUCUGGCUAAGGCAACAUUCCUGGUACCACUGCCUAUCACUUUGUUUCACGACUGCCUAAAUCUUCCCCAUGUUAUGAUAAAAUUAUAUCAAGAUAAAAUUUCCCUUUGGGAGCAAAUACCAAUGUUGGCCAAAGAAUAAGUACAUGCCUACUGACCAUGGGCACCAUAUAGAAUUAUGACCAGGCGAUUCUUAGAAGCAGAAGCAGUCAGGGAGGUUUAUUUUGUUUUUGUUCUGGUGACCUGAGAGGUAACAGUCAUAGGCACUCCUUCCACAUCAGAUGGUGUCAGCAGUGUGUGCUUUUAACAUCACCCAGGGAACUGCAUUGUAUAUGGGUUAUACCCUUGAGGGCAACCUAUGGAUUUUAAGGCUGUUAAUGCAGCUUAAUGAGAAACCCCAAAGCACACUGAACAGUCCACUCAUGCAGAACACUGAAAUUUAUUAUUCUGGUCCCAAACAGGAAACAAAACAAUCCUAAAGCUAUUAAAGCAAAUACAUCAUUGCAGAACCUGAAUGUUGAAUGGCGUGUCACUCCAGGAAAUACUGAUUAUAUAUGUAUUCAAUCAUGCUCAUCUAAUAAUAGGUUCGGAAACCUGUCUUAUUUUUUUUAAACAUUUUUUAUUUUAUUUAAACAUUUCAUUUUUAUUCUUUUUAAACAUUUCUUUCAAAAUACCUAUUACUCAUUGCAAUACUCAGUGAAAAUAUAGCUACUUAUGAAUGAAGUGGAUAAACAACUUCUGCAGACAGGGAACAAAAGAAAAAUCUAAAUACUUUAAAUUCUUUAAUGUGUCUGUCUGUCUGUCUGUCUGUCUGUCUCUCUCUCUCUCUCUCUCUCUGUGUGUGUGUGUGUGUGUGUGUGUGAGGACUCUAGGGUACCUCAGUAUGUCCUGAAAGUUCAACAGUCAUGUUUGUUACUCUGGCUAGCAUACUAGUUCUGUACAAGCAAAUGUUAAAUAGGAAAGCAAUAGUAUUAUUUUGUAUUUCAAUUUCCUUGGAAUCCUAGUAAUGGUCUAAAAAAAUAUCCUUGAAACUAAAGCUUUAAGGUGAAAGUUAGAAACUCUACUUAAGUAAAGGCUAAGAUUUAUUUAUCCCAGCCCUCGGGAGCUAAACCAGGAAUAAUAAGCAGAAUUUUCAAUGGGUUUUGAUUAAAUAUAAAGAAGAUGAAGUAUGAGUUGCCAAAUAGUGCAGUGGGCAUGCAUACAGAGUUACAAAAUUUCAACAUCUGGAAGCACUUAGAUGGGGGAUAUUUGACCAUCUUUAGGCAUGUCACUAGUAGGCACUCAAGAUCCGAAGGGGCUGCAAUUACAUUGUUAUUUUUUUUACAUCAUCUUGAAAAUGGCUUUGUCUCGUGGCAACAUUUGAUCUUUAAAAAUUCAUGAGAACCUUGAUUUCUUAAAACAUCACUUAACACACAAAAGGAAGUUUAAAACAUUGGAGGGAGUGGUCUUUAGUUCUCAUUUAAAAACGUUAAAACUAAGCACAGAUUAAAGAACUCAGAAAAUGAGAACAUAUAAAGAGAUAAAAAUUCAAAAUUCUUCUGGAAACAUUUUGGGUGUUGAUGAAUAUUUUUGGACAUUCUCAAGAAAAUCCUUAUUGGAAAUCUCACUAUUCUUUCAAUAUAAAAAAAUUGCUGUGAUUUGAGAUUCUUAGAAUUAACUGUAACCUAAUCACAGAAGGAAAUUCUGCUGGGGAUCCUUAGAAGCUAAGUAAAUGCAUAUGAAAGGCACCAUGGGAAAUCCCUUGACUUCUGGUACCAGCAUGGUAACCACAAGGGAAGAAAUUCAGAACAAAACAGUGAGAUAGGUUUUCUCUCUGCUUCCAGUGUUCUAGUACCUAGAGGCCAGUGGUAUCUGAAUUGGCUGCCUUUGGUAGUGGGAGCAACUGGGACUCUUGUUUCUCAGCUCUUUGUUAAGACACACAUAUGGCUUACAAUACAAAGUAAUUUAAAACAAUUAAACUAUUGUUUAUUAACAACUUCCCUAAGGUUUUUUUUUUAAUCAGUGCUAUGAUAGUUUGAUGCAUUUUUGACAGUUUUGAGCUUUUAUAUCUGAUAUCGUUCCAUGCCGGGGAUAAUACAGGUAUAUUCCAAAUGAACAAACUGGGUUUUGGCAUAGUGAAUUCAACUUGCACAGAAUCACACAGUCACAGGGUCCCAAUCAGAUUAGGGAGCUCUUGAAAUUUCAGACUAAUGUACACCAAAUUGAUGCUUUCUGGGAUAAUACUUAUCCACCAUUGCCUUCAAUGGAGCUUUAGAGCUGAUGUUCAGGUCUCCAUGAUACCAAGUUUCUCCAUUAAAAAAAAAAAAAAUCUAUCAGAGAUGCCACAGCCAAGUUGAGUAGAACCAAGAGACAUCUUAAAUUUAGAAUUCCAGAGAUUGUUAUCCAGAGUCAUGCCAGCGAGAACAAAUUUCAAACACAAAAGGGUUCAAGGUUUGGAUACUGUGGUAGAUUUCAUGCAAAGAAGCUUGUUCUAAGGUUUGAUGACUUCUCUGUUUUGUUUGAGAUCUCUCUCUCUCUCUCUCUCUCUCUCUCUCUCUCUCUCUCUCUCU